AUUCUGAAGUUUGGCACCACUGAUUAUGACAUGAAAGCAAGAUGGCGAGUUCAUCUCCGUUUGAUGGUUCUCUGUGAUAAUUCACACAUUAGAUGUCAUUUUUCGAACUUAUUUCGUAAUGGUCUGGCAAAUUAAACAUUAGUGAAAAAUUCUUUAAGUAGUGUUAAAGUGUUUAAGAACUGCAAAGUGUUCGUAUUUUAGUUAGAUGUGCAUCUAACCCACCUGAGGAAUGUUGGUUUUUUCAGUGAUUUGUGAUUCGGUCAGGUGUUUUCGUUUUAGUCAAAAUUAAAAUUUUGUUCUUGCGCAGUGAGUGAAGUUACAUAGUUCAGAUGUAUUUGUGCUGUGGGGAUGCUAGAUGUCGGGACUGUUUCCAAUGUUGGGAAACAAAAGCGUGAACUAUUUGUUUUGAUAGGCCGUAAUAGAAUAAAUUGAGAAGGUCGGACGGAGAAAGAGCUCCGGCCGGAGUUAUGGCCUUCAGUGAGAAGGUCGACCCCGAGCUGAUCUUCACGAAACAGGAGAAGAUCGGCAAAGGUUCCUUUGGUGAAGUGUUCAAAGGUGUCGAUAAUAGGACCCAGCAAGUGGUCGCCAUUAAAAUAAUCGAUUUAGAAGAAGCUGAAGAUGAAAUCGAGGACAUCCAGCAGGAGAUCAUGGUGUUGUCACAAUGUGACAGCCCCUACGUCACUAAAUAUUAUGGAUCAUACUUGAAGGGAACAAAACUAUGGAUAAUAAUGGAAUAUUUGGGCGGGGGGUCGGCGCUGGACCUGAUGAAAGCGGGCAGCUUCGAGGAGAUGCACAUAGCAGUGAUACUGCGCGAGGUUCUGCGGGGUCUAGACUACCUGCACUCAGAGAGGAAGCUGCACAGAGACAUCAAGGCCGCUAAUGUUCUGCUCAGCGAGAUGGGCGACGUUAAACUAGCUGACUUUGGUGUCGCGGGCCAACUAACGAACACAACAAGCAAACGUAACACAUUCGUCGGCACACCGUUCUGGAUGGCGCCUGAGGUCAUCAAGCAGUCCUGCUACGAUAGCAAAGCUGACAUCUGGUCUCUCGGCAUUACCGCCAUAGAACUGGCCAAGGGCGAGCCUCCCAACUCAGAGCUACACCCCAUGAGGGUGCUCUUCCUCAUUCCCAAGAACAACCCUCCGCAACUGACGGGCAGCUACUCGAAACCCUUCAAAGAGUUCGUCGAAGCGUGCCUGAAUAAGGACCCAGAAAAUAGGCCAACAGCAAAGGAAUUACUAAAGUUCCAGUUUAUCAGGAAGGCUAAGAAGAAUUCGUAUCUAAUGGAUCUUAUAGAUAGGUAUAAGAAGUGGAAGGCGCAGCGGAGCGAGGAGAGUGAAACCGAGUCGGAGAAUUCAGAUUCUGAGGAGUGUCGGAGCGGUGACAGCGAGGCUGACGAGCCGUGGAUCAUGACCGUCCGCGGCGGAGCGCUGCAGCCGCCCGCAGAACGCGACAACAAGCGGCGCAACAACCAUCUCGACGAUAAUGUGUCCCCUCGCGACGCAGUAACAGUAUCAGGGUCGGGCAAGCAGAACGGAGCGUUGAACCCCCGCAGCUCGUCGCCGACGCCCGAGCCCGCGCCCGCGCCGCCGCCGCAUGCGCCGCACGUGCCGCAUACACCGCCGCACAACAACAAUACUACUGAUAAACAUACUCCGCGGCAGUCGUCGAACGUGCCGCUGAGCGCGGAGCCGCGCGGCAAGGAGCGCGGCGACCGCCCCGACCGCGACCAGCGCAAGCCGCCCGAACACGCGUCCGCCAGGGACACCAACCUGUAUAAUAAAAACGCUACGCCUUUAGACCACAGAGGAACAAAUAGUGAAGAGAACAAAGUGAAGAGGCACCCUUAUCUGCAGCAACUAAUAUAUCCACUACUCAACGAGUUGUCCCGCAAGCACGGCGGCGGCAGCGCGGCGGCCAUGGAGGAGCUGCGCCGCGCCUUCGAGCACGCCGAGCGCGCCGCGCCGCACCUCACGCGCGCCUUCGUGCAGCAGGUGGUGCAAAGGGUGGCAACGCAGUCCCACCAGCCGUCGCCGCCCGCUCACGCGCCGCCGCAGCAGUGGAUGAGGUAGGUUAGUGAGGGACCUAUAAUAGCCGCAGGCUGGCGCCACUCGCCGCCCUCGGGGAUGAGACUUCACCGGUCACGAGAUCAGCACGAACUAUUGACUCCUCACUGUUACCUUCCACUCGCAACUGUCGGCUAGUUGACGCCAUCGAUCAAUACACAUUUACUUUACAAACCAACUGCCACUUUAACAUUAUUUUCCAAAGUAAAUCGGGUCUAUGAAGUGGCUUUUUAAAACAAGUUGUGCCUUGAAACUUAUUGGUCAUAGGAGUCAACUACCCAAACCUAUUUAUAUUGUUAUCAUUUGCCAGCAAAUCGGGAGUCAACCUCGUCAUCUGAACUCAGCACGAACACCUACUCACAUCAAUUGCCAUUUUAUAAAACGUUCUAUUGUCACCUAUUAAAUCUUCGAUGAUUUAACUCAAUCACUUAAUUGUUGGAUCUAUUUCUAUACAGUAAAUGUUGAAAUACGUUUUAUUCUCAUUUCCUUGGUCUGUGCAUUAUCUAAGUGAGGAAAUAUUUCGACGGUCCACAGUUACAGUUUUUCUCGUGUUAAUAAAGCUGAUAUAUUUAUAAGAUUUUCGUUAUCUCAAGAUUUGACAUUGAGCCGUUGUGUUCUUAUCAAGUCACUGAACGCUAUCUUUUAUAAAAUGUUUUUCAUUUAUAAAUGUUUCCGCAUUGCGAACAUUUUCUGUCCAAUAAGAUUAUAUUUUCCUGCUGUGAUCAUCAUUAUUAUGUAUAUUGUGAACUGAACCCUGUCGAAAAGAUUCUUACUUCCUACCACGAUAUUGACAAGGCAUUCAAGUAUUAAUAAAGCCUUUUGUUCAGCUAAACAAAAUUAUGUUAUUGUAACGACGAUCGACGUGUAGCCGCAACCGAGUCACAAAGUUGCAAUGCCAUAGUGUAAUAAAAUAAUUAAAAACUAUAACGUAAUAAAUACUUAAGAUGGUUAUGUCUUAUAAUAUUUUAUAUUAUGUGCAUUAUUUGUGUAAAUAUCAAUUUAGUUGUCAUGUCAUAACCCUUGGUAAGUAUGUCGUGUUAACCUGUAACAGUGGCUUGAUACUGUAGGUAACUAACUGUAUGGUAACGUAUACGGAUGUGUGUGUGACACACGCGUGUGUGUGUGACGCUUGUUUGUGUUCACUGUCACUUGUUUUAGUAUAAUUUCCCCGCGGCUGUUUGUUGAGUGCUUGGGUUUGUUUACAACGGUAUUGGAUCUUUUUUUAACUUAAAUAUUCGUGGAGAGCUCAUUCGCUACACUUCGCCAAUAUUUUGCCAUAAUUAUUUUUUUCUAAAAUUAUUUUUUACUAACACGAUCGUUUUGUAUAGUGAAGUCUGAUUAGUAUUGUGAUCAGUCGUCUAAAUUCUAACAUAUUUAUAUGCUUUAGAAAUCGAUGUUUGAAAACUUUAGAAAGUGUUAAGUGUCAUUCCAAACAAAAGACAAUAUUGUCAGCAUUUAUAGAUUAUUUGUUUGAAAUAAUUUGCGUUGAUUAUUGUGAAGUUGCAACAUCUGUGAACUGUGUCCGUUUAUGAAAAUUGUUAUAAAUUCCCGUAGUUUAGUUAUUUGAAGCUUAGUUUUAGUUGUGUAUUCGGCUACUUACUAUUUGGAAUUAAUUAGUGACUAAUACAAGUUCUAAAAGAUUAAUAGUCCGAUCACUGUUUCAUAGUUUUGUUCAUAAUUAGGAGAGAAUAAUGGUAGAGUGAUUCGAAGAAGGAUUAAAGUAUUUUGUUAAUAUAAAAUGAUGCUGGCACCAAUGACCAUGCGGUGUCGUUAUAAAUAUAAAAAACAUGCUUAAUAUGCGACAAUAUUUAGCAAUUGGGAGUAUAUAGAGUAUAUUAUAAUGAAAACUACAAACAUUAUUAUUGCUGUGUAAAAAUGUAAACCUAAUAUAAAUGUAAAUUAUGUAGUAUAAUAUAAAGCUGUUUUAUGAAGUGUUCUUAUAAGCAUAUGGAGAGUGGAUAUUGUCUUUCCAAUUUACCUAUGUGGCGCAGGCGAGAGCGCUUCCCGCGUUCUUCAUAACGUCUAGUUUGUAGUGUCACGUACCUUGCUACACCAUGUAGGAAGGAACAUUAUAUUGCCUCUGACGCGUAGUCUGUAAGUGUGGCGGGAAGCGUUCUCGCACUGCGAACUAUUUUGCCUUGAAUUUUUGUUUUGCCAUGUGAAAAUAUCAUGGAAGAUGUUAGUUUGAUUUCGAUGGAAGAUCAAAAAUUAUUUUUCCACUUGAUCGUAUAAAUAAAGCGUGUAGUGUUAGAGGUGGGCGAUAAUUGUUGAUUAUUGAUUAAAAUUAGGUGUUUGUGGCAUUGGAUAGUAGUUGAGACGCGUUGACAUGGUAGUGUGCGCGAGCGGCUGCCGGCGUGACGUCACACCCGCGUGACGUCACCGGCGUGACGUCACACCGCCGCUCGCCGCACUCACUAAUGGAGUGUAGUUAUUGUUAUCUUCGGAUGUUGCAGAAAUGUUUCGGGAUCGCGUCGUUUGGUUCAUGGGUAUUUGUGAUCAUAUUUGCAUAGUUAUUAAAAAAAAUAAAAAAAUCUAUAUUAUUAUAAUAUAAAAGUCUGUAUUGAAACCGACAGUAGUUAUCAGUAGUAGUGUUAUUGCGCGCACCACGUUUGGAUGGCUUGAAUUGAUCGUUCGGAUGCAGCUCCCAAGACGUUUGCCGUUCUGUCGGGUUAUAAAUACCCGUGCAGUCAUAUUUGCGGCUAAUUAAAGGAAUAAGAGUUGCGGGUAGUGCAUAUGCGUGAAGCACGUGUGUGUCAGUGUGACGCGCGCACUAACACGUCAUAAAGGAAUAAACUCACGCCCUCCACUCGUGCACCAAGUACCAGCUAACGGCGCGUACCAUUAGUGUAAUGGUCAAUUAAUGUUACAGCGUCAUCAUUCUAACACGUUUAUGUAGGAAACAAAUUUGACUCUGAAUAAAAGAAGUUAUUUAAUUUUGGAAA
Messenger RNA from Helicoverpa zea (corn earworm), 5008 nucleotides. It is a transcript of the gene GckIII, whose product is annotated as serine/threonine-protein kinase 26. The coding region runs from base 468 to 2072 and encodes 534 amino acids. Lineage: Eukaryota; Metazoa; Arthropoda; Insecta; Lepidoptera; Noctuidae. Gene Ontology annotation, biological process: protein phosphorylation. The transcript is spliced from 12 exons. The record is from RefSeq and is a predicted model, not a curated record. Gene Ontology annotation, molecular function: ATP binding; protein kinase activity.